Messenger RNA from Lachancea lanzarotensis, 3666 nucleotides. It is a transcript of the gene SIP3, whose product is annotated as LALA0S11e02476g1_1. The transcript has a single exon. Gene Ontology annotation, cellular component: endoplasmic reticulum; plasma membrane; cytoplasm. The record is from RefSeq and is a predicted model, not a curated record. Gene Ontology annotation, molecular function: protein binding. The coding region runs from base 1 to 3666 and encodes 1221 amino acids. NCBI's taxonomy places the organism in Eukaryota, Fungi, Ascomycota, Saccharomycetes, Saccharomycetales, Saccharomycetaceae.
AUGCCGGAUGGAGGAAAUGAGAAUAAGGCCAAUCGGCUGCUCAAGCUGAUGUCCGUGUACUUCAAAGAAGCUUCUUUAGACUCUCCCUCUUUUAGAGCUAGUGCAAAUUUUUAUCAAGUACAGAUUGAGUCUUUCGAAAGCUGGAUUGAGAACGUUUCGAGGUUUUACAAACUCAAGUUUUUGCCGUCACUAGAUGACUUUAAACAGCUCAGUGACACCUUUUUUGCACAGUCCCUACCCCCUGCAGACUAUCUGCAUAACGGAAUCGUGGAAAAUCAGCUCUAUACACCAGCCAUAUUGGGUGCCUUCCAUAAUGACCUUUGCAACCUGUCGGGGCGACUUUUGCUGCUACUGAGAGGAGACCCCGAAUCGUUCUUGUCAAGCCUGGUAAAAAUAGUGACGGAGAUCAUAGAGCCCUACAAAGAAAAGCGAAAGAGUUUUGAAUUUUAUCAAUCCAAACAUGAUACGCUUCUGGCGAAAUAUCAAAGCACCAAGGUAAACGGACCUAAUGUGGAGCCUUCUAGUAUGCGUGAGGAUGCAUUUCAGCUAUUCGAAGUGCGCAAAAGUUAUUUGGGGGCCUGUCUUGAUCUUGCGUGGGAAAUUGCAGAGGCCCAGGAAUCUUUAGACAAAACCAUGAACGAUGUUGUUAACACUUUAUUAAGAAGAGGGCCACUGAAGGACGCGAUCUUGGGUUUGCAGGAUGGCGAAAAUCUGGAAGAAAUGUUCGCAAAGCAUCGAAAAUGGCAUGAAGAAAUGAGAAAAAACAACUCUUCCUUGGCGGAAGAUAUGAAGAGAGCCAAGGAACAAAUUCAAGCUUUUAGCAUAAAACAGCUACAGCCGUCCAGAGAACUGAAUGACUACAACAUUAGGAGCAUUAAUCAGGCAACUUUGAAGCUAGAGCCGGAAGCUGGAACCAAAGCACCGCGGGAAAAGUCCGGGUGGCUUUUCAUGAAGACAUCAAUGGGGAAACCAGCACGAACUACAUGGGUCAGAAGGUGGUGUUUCGUGAAGGACUCUGUCUUUGGCAUAUUUCUACUAUCGCCCGCUCUUACAGCAGUUGAAGAAACCGACAAAUUUGGUGUUCUUCUGAUGAAUGUUCGUUACGAUCCCAACGAAGAGCGAAAGUUUUGUUUCGAAGCACAGAUAGCGGGAGCGGAGCCUGGGACGGGCUCUAGAAAUAAUACAGCUGAGCGCAUGUCGCUUGUCUUUCAGGCAGAGACCUUACAUGAGCUGAAAUCGUGGCUAAGUGUAUUUGAAGAAGCCAAGAAACAGGUGAUGCUACUUGAAAAAGGUGAUCCAGAAUAUGAGCUCUCGUUUUCGAGAAUUCCUCCUAUAUUUUACGAGUUUGCAUGCAGUUCGGCUAGUCAGACUGACCAACAGCUUACCUCAUUCGACCCUGAUGGACACUAUGGGAAGUCGAUUUUACAGUUGAUGCAGGCUGCCUUUUCGGAAACUGGUAGUAUAAUAUUCCCAGAAGAUUCUGCAUUCCAGACGCCGUUAUUAAAAACUCCGAUUAUCACAAAACUCACAAAGCUCAGCAUUAUCUCAAGUUUCUUUCUGGUGAGCGAUGGGGUUCCUAAUGCUAUCAUGGCAAAUUACUGGGGUAGUGUGAAUUGGAGCGAUUUUUGUUACAACGUGAAACCGAGCGAGGUACCCAGUCCUGAAAAAAGUCACAACACAAACAUUCUGUGUCCUGUUAAGGACACAACCUCACCAAUCUGGAGUCCUAUCACGUAUCCGGAGUUUUAUCCGAAAGACAUGCGCAAUAAGGAUCUACAAUUCAAAAGUUUGUUCUUUUCCACUGCUGCUCAGAGGAAGGAUGAAAAAUUCAAUGAGCUUCUCCUCUUGUCGUAUUCAUGCUCUUGGUCUCCCAAUACAAAACAGGGAUUUUCUGGAAUGUGCUACGUGACAAUGAGAAACGUCUAUUUCUAUAUGAACUCAAUGGGAUUUAUAUGCCUUUUGAAUAGAACCCUCGAGGAUUUAGUGUCGGUGGAAGAAACAAAAAAGGCAGAUGAUAGUACCGGUGCUGUUGUGAAACUAUAUGACGUUAAUGAGCAAUCUGUAUUAUGCUCAGUCUACUUCGAUGAUGCUGACCUUAUUGCCACCAAGAUGAGGACACUUCUUCAGAAUGGGACAACUGAGAAUGCCAAGAGCGAACAGGAAAUUCUGGCAUUGUUUUCGAAAAUGGAGAAGGAAUUUGAAAGCCAAAAGAAACAGGAAGCUAAAAAUGAAGAAAACUCGCUUUCACGAGCGAGUAAUCGUAUCGACACCCUUUUCAUAGGCGUGAAUGAACCCUUCCACGCUCUUAAGAAACGUCAAGAGGGUUUCGGUGCUGAGUUCAGUUCCGCUUAUAAAAUGGACUUCAACAUUGCUCCCAAAGGUUUGAUGCAUGUUUUAUUCGGAAACAAGUCGAAUGUCUUUCCAAGAGCUUACCUCAUAGCCCAUAAAACAGGGCUAGACAACACGGUAUCGUUUUGGCACACAAAGAAAAGGGGAGACUUAACCGAGGCUGUGAGAAAAGUGCACUUCAAAAUCGACCCAACUCAAGGGUUUUUCUUUCCGAGCCAAGGAAAGCAGUCUGCAUUUAUGAAUAUCAUCCAGUGUAUUAAAGUGGCUAAGGACAAUUUGUACUACGAAAUCGAACAAGAGACAGGCAAGCUAAAACUUCCGCUUGCCAAGCCGUUUAACGUGCGAUCCAAGAUUGUUAUAAUCUCCAGAUCGGAUGCCAAAGCAACCAAGUUUAAUGCUAGCGAUAAAAGCGGUGGGUCAUCUUCCUUAUAUUUGUAUUAUGAGGUCAAUUUCUACAAUGAGGCUGGCAACACUCAAACGGACAGGCUCAAUCUUUUCGAUAGGUGCGCGCAAAACAUUUCUCUGCACUUCAUGCGUUACGAAUCCAUGUCUUUGCGCAAUGCUGUACAGCAGUAUUUUGACAAGACCGGAAAACAUGGGAGAAUCCUUAAGGCAGUACGACUUUGCGGCCAGCUGGCCCUAGUGGACGACACGAAGGAAUUCAGUGGCUUCAAAGACGAUGCUAUUAACAGAUACUCACGAAUGUCCUUACUACGCUUUACGAUGAAAUGCAUUUUGUUUUACACGGUCAACGCCAUUUUUGCCUUAACGCGAAUGUUAUUUGAGCUGGUACACAGAGUUAUGACAAAUGUGGUGGCUUUGAACAGACUUCUUUUGCUGGGACUGCUUUUGUCAGUUGGAAUCAAUAUGUUUUUGAGCGGCAGGUCUUCGUGGUCAUAUUGGUCUGUCAGACGGGCUGAAAAUAUCUUCAUGAGCUAUUUCGACAAAGGCCGACAAGUAAUGCAGCGUGCUGUUUUUUUGGAGGAUUUGGAUCUAUUAUCUGGUGCGCUUGUUGACGGAAAUGGCGAAUGUUUCGAGAGGUUUAUGUCGUCUGAUCAUGACAUAGAGAGCAAAUACCGUGCCACACGCCACGAGAUCGGAUUGAAACGCAAUGAGCUGCUUGUAGAGCUCAAAAUUCUCAAUGCGAUGGAAAAAGAGAUGGUUCACGGCGACUACCUGUCGUUUUUGUCUCAUGAGAUUAAAAAUUGUCGGACCGUCGAGCUAGACAUGCCCGAAAUGUGGACCAAUGACACAGAACUUCGCAACCAUUGCAGAAGAUGCCAGCAUGAAUACAAGAGCGUCCAGGAUCUGCUCUGA